Messenger RNA from Capronia epimyces CBS 606.96, 2178 nucleotides. RefSeq lists its product as uncharacterized. The record is from RefSeq and is a predicted model, not a curated record. The coding region runs from base 1 to 2178 and encodes 725 amino acids. Gene Ontology annotation, cellular component: membrane. Gene Ontology annotation, biological process: arachidonate metabolic process. NCBI's taxonomy places the organism in Eukaryota, Fungi, Ascomycota, Eurotiomycetes, Chaetothyriales, Herpotrichiellaceae. The transcript has 6 exons.
AUGGCGACCAAGAGAGUACGCCUGCUCGCCCUGGAUGGCGGCGGGGUGCGCGGCCUCUCGUCAUUGAUGAUCCUCGAACAGCUGAUGCAGACCAUCGACCCGGAACACCCUCCCAAACCCUGCGAGUAUUUCGACAUGAUUGGGGGCACCAGUACUGGCGGGCUGAUCGCGAUCAUGCUGGGUCGCCUAGAGAUGACGAUCGACGAAUGCAUCGACGCCUACCUCCUCCUCUCCGACAAGAUCUUCCAGAAGAAGGCGCAUCGAGUGACGAUUCAGGGCAAGAUCCAAGGACGGUUCGAUGCGAAGAAGCUCGAAGAGGUGAUUAAAGAGGUGGUGACAAAGAAGAAGCUACCCGCAGAUACCUUGUUAAAGAGCGCUGGAGAAGCGACAUGCAAAGUCUUUGUGUGUGCGACGAGCAAAGAGACGGGCGAGACGGUAUGCUUGACGAGCUACCAGACCCCGCACGGCAACAAUGACCUCCUGAACACGGCCACGAUCUGGGAGGCGUGUCGAGCAACGUCGGCGGCGUCGUCCUUUUUCGAUCCUAUCGCCAUCGGACGCUACGACGAAGAGUUCGUGGACGGCGGGACCGGGGCGAACAAUCCGGUGUGGGAAGUGUGGAAUCAGGCGCAGGCGAUAUACGGACCUAACCCGCUAGAAGAUCACCUGGACUGUUUAGUCUCGAUUGGCACGGGUGUGCCGUCUCUGACACCCUUCCGCGACGAUGUCCUGCACAUCCACGAGACGCUGAUUGCGCUGGCCACGGAGACGGAGCAGACGGCGGAGCGAUUUCGGCGCAGUAAAGCGCACCUAGACGAUUCCGGUCACUACUACCGAUUCAAUGUGGCACGAGGGCUCGAGGAGGUUGGAUUAGAAGAGUCGAAGAAGAAGAAAGAGAUCGCGGCGGCCACGCGACGGUAUGUGGCGUCGCAGGAGGUGUUGAAGCAAAUGCAAGCGUGUGCGGAUCGAGUGUCCAGGAAGCAAUUCUCAUCGAAGUACCAUAUUCCCUUCAGUCUUCGGGGUGUGCCGAUGCUCGACAAGUUUGCCGACCGUCCCGCAGAGCUGGCCGAGCUGAGUCAAUCCCUCCUACCACAGCGUGGCCUUCGUCGUCGUCGCAUUUUCGUGCUGAGCGGGAUGGGGGGAAUAGGCAAGACACAAUUGGCGGCGCAGUUUGCACGGCGACACCACGAGCGAUACAGCGCGGUGUUCUGGCUCGACGGCAGCUCGGAAGACAGCCUGAAGCAAAGCAUCGCUUUGGCGGCCACGCGCGUCCCGGCCGGACAGAUUCCAGAGGCAACAAGAACGGCUGCAACAAGUAAAGGUAUAGAUCUAGAGGUUGUCGUCGAGUGCGUUCUCAACUGGUUGAGUCUCCCGGAUAACGACAGCUGGCUGGUGGUGCUGGACAACGUGGACCGCGAGUACCGCCCAAAAUCUCCUCAACCAGGCUCGUAUGACGUCGGGCGCUACUUUCCCGAAGCGGAUCACGGCUCCAUCUUGGUGACGACUCGACUGGGCGAGCUAGAACAACUAGGUACGGCGGGCAAGAAGCUGCAGAAGGUGGAUAACGGUCUGGCCGAGGCGAUCUUCCGACAGUGGUAUACGGGCGAGUUCGAUGUGGACCAUGGAAGCCGACUGUUGAAGCUGCUAGACGGCCUCCCCUUGGCUCUGACUCAGGCAGCGGCGUACAUGCAGCAGACGGGGAUCAGUUUCGCACAGUACAUCAACCUCUACAACACCCAGUGGAAAGAUCUGAUGGAAUCUCACGAGGGGGAUGGUAUCCCGCUGCGUGUAUAUCAUCGCAGUAUCUGGACGACGUGGACGAUCUCGUAUGAGGUAAUACGCGCGAAGAACGAAGCCGCCGCCGAUCUCCUUCUACUGUGGGCGUUCCUUAAUAAUCGCGACUUGUGGUACGGGCUCUUCAAAGGGGUGGAAGAGAGGUCAAUUCUGGCUGGUCAGGAUCACCAUACCUCGCUUCGCGAGAUCUGUUGCAGUGAGGUGGCCUUUAAUCGGGCGAUCGGCCUUCUUAUCAAUUACUGCUUGGUGGAGAGUAUGGAAAGUCUGGCCGGGUACACUGUUCAUCCGGUGUUUCAGAACGAGACUUUUGGAUUGUGCAAACUCGAUUGUUGGGACAUGCCGAGUGUUGCUUUCGAUGGGUCACUAACGAUUGGUACCAGUUAG